Messenger RNA from Drosophila nasuta, 746 nucleotides. RefSeq names its product invertebrate-type lysozyme 3. The record is from RefSeq and is a predicted model, not a curated record. The transcript has 3 exons. Gene Ontology annotation, molecular function: lysozyme activity. NCBI's taxonomy places the organism in Eukaryota, Metazoa, Arthropoda, Insecta, Diptera, Drosophilidae. The coding region runs from base 135 to 620 and encodes 161 amino acids.
UUACUCGCGAAUCGCGAAAGCGUUUGGUUCAACUAAGAAAUAGUUGUCUCAUCAAAGUGUUUCUCAUCGCGUUGUUGCAUUUCUCUAGAAAUUUAUUAACAAAUUAUAUUGAAGCUGUCAUCAAUACAUUUUCAAUGGCAUCCAACAAAUUGAGCUGCACUUUGGCGUUUGGUGCCAUUCUCUGUCUGGGAUUUGCGGUGCUGAUAGAAGCUCAAAAUAAGCCUGUGACUGAUGUAUGCCUUGGAUGCAUCUGCGAGGCCAUCAGCGGCUGCAAUCAGACACAUUAUUGCGGCGGCGGCGUCUGUGGACUGUUUCGCAUCACCUGGGCCUACUGGGCGGAUGGCGGCAAGUUGACCCUGGGCAACGAUAGUCCACAAUCUGAGGAGGCCUUUGCCAACUGUGUGAACGAUCCAAUCUGUGCUGCGAACACGAUUCAGAAUUACAUGACCAAGUUCGGUCAGGAUUGCAAUGGAGAUGGCGGCGUCGAUUGCUAUGAUUAUGCUUCUAUUCACAAGCUGGGUGGUUACGGGUGCAAGGGCGAAUUGAGCUAUCAGUAUAAGAAUACUCUCGAUCAGUGCCUAGCAACCUUCUCGGGUCUGGAUGUUCGCGGUUCAUUCUAAUCGCUUAGCUCUAUAUAUAUUAAUUAUUUAUAUGCAGUUUUGAGUUGGAACUUAUAUUAAAUCAUUUGAAUUGUGCAAAAUCGAUUUUAAACAAUUAACAAUCGAAAUAUAUUGAAACUAAAAUAA